AUGAGAACUAGAUGUAUAUCCAAGUUGAAUGAUAGUGGAACUAAAAGUUGCAAACCAAGCUCGAGGGCUUGCUUCAAACCAUACAAUGCUCGUGGAGGAGGCAUACUUUCUGGGAUGGACAAAAGACACCUGGGGGUGGUUGGGAAGUUGUUGGCGGACGGUCAACGGUCCACAGUUUUGAGCCCUCCUUCCGGCGACCACCGGAUACCGACCUCCGACAACUUCCCACAGGACGUUGCUCCAUUUCCCGAUCCGACGGACCUCAUCUACUCUGCUCCGUCCGCCGUAUUUCCCUCUGCCGACAUCAUCACUCACCUCUCGAACCCUCCACCGCCGCCGCAGAAGCUUCGUCCCAUCCGCUGCAACGGUAGGUCCCCGGCGGGUUCUCAGGCUGAAAACAUCUUCGAUGGAGCCCUAAGGAGUUUCCAAUGCGUUUCGUCGUCGCCUGAGGGUGGAUUUUCUAGCGAUCAGCUCUGUGUGGCUAAUAUUGACCCUUGCCAGUACUUCAACUCCUCGGCGAAAGAUGAUAAGCCCGAAGUCAAGGAUAAUGGCGGCUUCGACGAUAUCAUCGGAAACAAUUACUUUUCGGAGGAAGAGACGAAGAACGGCGGAUCCGGCGCUGCUAUCCCUGCGGAGAAUUUGAGCCGGAGCCGUGAAGGACCUCAAUUGGAUGACGAUUCGUGCUCAACUUCAGAUGGUGGAGAUGGCGUUUUUAGCACCAGAAAACAUUUAAGCCAUAAGAGAAAGAGAACAAGAAGGUCACUUGAGCAUUUUGUGGAAAAUUUGGUAAUGAAGAUAAUGGAUAAACAGGAGGAGAUGCAUAGGCAGUUGAUAGAUAUGAUAGAAAAGAAGGAGAAAGAGAGAACAGUAAGAGAAGAAGCUUGGAAGCAGAGGGAGAUUGAAAGAAUGAGAAGGGAUGAGGAGUUAAGAGCCCAAGAAACAUCUCGCAGUUUAGCAAUUAUUUCCUUGAUCCAAAAUUUGCUGGGCCAUGAAAUUCAAAUCUCCCGACCAGUUGAAAGCCAUUGUACAGAAGACGAUGGAGGUGAAAGCAGCAUUCAGAAGGAGCUAAAAAGUGAUCCAAGUGGUAGGAGAUGGCCUCAGGCUGAAGUACAAUCUUUGAUAUCACUUCGAACAUCAUUGGAACAUAAAUUCCGUGCUACAGGCUCGAAAGGAUCGAUAUGGGAGGAGAUAUCAGUUGAGAUGCAGAAGAUGGGUUACAAGCGUUCGGCAAAGAAGUGCAAAGAAAAAUGGGAAAAUAUGAACAAAUACUUCAAAAGGACAAUUGUAACUGGGAAAGCUAGUAUUGCAAAUGCCCAGGUUUAUGAUAAUGCAGAUUCUUCAUGUUUACUCUUGAUCAAUUCAUAGUUGAUUUCCUGAUCGGCUCGCUUUUCGGAAUUCAAACGCGUAUGUGUUUCAGACAUUUGCUGCACCCCUACAGUGACCAAAAGGAAUGUCAAGUUUUCAGUUCGAUAUCAGCAGGAAAUCAUGGCAGUAGAUUGAGGAAACACUCGAAUCAAGUUUCUGACCUGAUGAUGCUUGAAAUUCUUGUAAGUAAAAUGGAUGAUAGUUGCAGACAUCAACUUUCAUAUGAAUUUGUUUAGAUGUACUGCUUAAUUUCUAUGGUUAUUGAAUUAGUUAAUUUGUAACGAGAAAUAUGUUGAUAUUCUCCUUCACUUUCUUUAUUUGAGGUUAUUUCUUGACAUCAAAUGAUUUGAUGUACGGCGUUAUUCCUGUAUUUGAAUUGAAUUUUGAUAUCAAAACUUCAUUCAUGUGAGA
This is a messenger RNA of Benincasa hispida (wax gourd), 1776 nucleotides long. Its product is annotated as Homeodomain-like superfamily protein. The record is from RefSeq and is a predicted model, not a curated record. NCBI's taxonomy places the organism in Eukaryota, Viridiplantae, Streptophyta, Magnoliopsida, Cucurbitales, Cucurbitaceae.